AUGACUGGACGCGGCAAGGGCGGAAAGGGUCUCGGCAAGGGUGGUGCCAAGCGUCACCGAAAGAUCUUGCGAGACAACAUCCAGGGUAUCACAAAGCCUGCUAUCCGACGUCUCGCUCGUCGUGGUGGUGUCAAGCGUAUCUCUGCCAUGAUCUACGAGGAGACCCGCGGUGUCCUGAAGACCUUCCUCGAGGGUGUCAUCCGUGACGCCGUCACCUACACUGAGCACGCCAAGCGAAAGACCGUCACAUCUCUCGACGUUGUCUACGCCCUGAAGCGACAGGGACGUACCCUCUACGGUUUCGGUGGUUAA
Molecule: messenger RNA, 312 nt
Organism: Fusarium pseudograminearum CS3096
Lineage: Eukaryota; Fungi; Ascomycota; Sordariomycetes; Hypocreales; Nectriaceae
Exons: 3
Coding region: 1-312 (103 amino acids)
Biological process (GO): nucleosome assembly
Cellular component (GO): nucleosome
Molecular function (GO): structural constituent of chromatin; DNA binding; protein heterodimerization activity
Source: RefSeq, a predicted model, not a curated record